Molecule: messenger RNA, 1885 nt
Organism: Ruditapes philippinarum (Manila clam)
Lineage: Eukaryota; Metazoa; Mollusca; Bivalvia; Venerida; Veneridae
Exons: 5
Coding region: 249-1034 (261 amino acids)
Source: RefSeq, a predicted model, not a curated record
UCAUUCAAUUAAUACAAUCAAUUAUUUAUAACAGUAUAUGCGAGUAUCUUUUGUUUUCAGGACAAACUUUAUGAGACUUACCUUAUAGAGAUACCUUCAUCCGUGACAUUUAUCUUCUUUGUCAUCUGAACGGCAUCAGUCAAUUAUCUAUUAUUCAGUUUGCACGUUUCCAACCGUAUGACACCGUCCAAAUAAAUUUAGAGCAAAGUUGUCACAGUAAUUGAGAAGAUCUACGAAACAUUCGAAAUAUGACCAUGUCACCUGAAAGAACAUUUUUCGUAUUGCUCAUUGUUUUGAACUUUACUGCCAUAGACGGGAAAAGACUGUACGAGUUUGUGAAAAAUUCUUCUCUCACUGACACCAUUAAAGCAACAGGGUACAUGAACAUGCAGCCAGCUGCUAGUGUUAUACAUUGCGGCUAUGUGUGUAAUGAAAACGUAAGAUGCGUUAGUUAUUUCUACAAACACGAUGAUAAAAUGUGUCAGCUUCACAACUCAACAUUCCAGGACAACUAUGACUUACAAACAUCUGUGAAUACUGAGUACUACGUAAAAACGGAAGAGUACUUCAUUGAAUGUCCUCAGAAUGAUGGAAACUGGGCUGAGGCAAGAUUAACAGAUGGCACAGUAUAUAUGUUUAAGUUAAUGAGAACAACAAAGGUGUCUCAGCCAGACGCACUUUUGUCCUGUACUUCCAUUGGAGGGAGACUGUUAAAGAUACUGACAGAAGAAAAAAUGGAUUUUGUAAGAAAUAAUCUGACAAAAUGUGAAAGUAUACACGGAUACAGUUAUUGGAUAGAUGGAAGCAAUGCUAACGCCUCGGACCCUUUUGCUACUGAUGCUUAUAAAACGGCUGAUAAUGAGGCAAUUCCGAUGACAAGUUAUUUCUGGUAUCCUGACUUGCCCGACUGGCCUCAGUCAAGUCAUUGUAUAUGGAUAUCUGAUAUAUUUGGUUACAAAUUUGACGAUGUAACGUGCCUACACGGUCUGCAAACCGACGGUGUUUAUCCUAUUUGCGAGAAAGAAGUUCCAUAAUAAUACUGUUAUAAAUAAAUGAGUCCUGAAUACGAGAUAUAAAUGGAAAAGUAUGAGGUGUCAAUGGGUUUCUGCGUUAAAGAGUGGUGUUACAUUGCUAUAAUUGAUAUUGUCAAUAAUCGUUUGCAAAGUAUCUAAUUCUUCUAAGGCAAUACUACUUUCACAUUUCUCUUACCCAUCAUCUCUGUCAUGCGCUUGUUUAGCAGUCAUUAUCCAAUCUUCAAUGUCGAGGAGUAAUGAUUCAAUUUUUAAUGUUAAAAGAAAUGGACUUAAUUAUCCCAAUUGUGGAACUUUAAAGUUACAGCAGAACAGCGUUAACUUUCUCCUUUCCUUACUCCAUUUCCAGAUUUUUAUUAUUCACAACAGAAGGUAUCAAGUGAAUUGUGGCAGCUGUUAAACGUAGCCCCGUACUUCAAUUCCUUUGUUCAUGUUUUUCUUGUCCUUCGGAAUCAUUGUUUCCAGGACGUUAGUGUGGAAGACUGAAUAAUCCCUUAUGCUGGUGUUAGGGUUUGUGACAGAUGAACAUUGCACAUUGCAUUAUUUCUCAUGAACAAACUCGAACUGACUCUGCAAUUUUCACAUAUUAUGGUUGUUUUCAUUGCCUUCCAAGGGAUUACCCCUUUAUACACAGUAGAAAAAAAUGGCUUCAGGAAAACUGAUUUACGUCUCCUGUCAUUCGAUGGUUACACGAAAUAGACGCCAAAUAAAGUUGCAGAAUUAAAAAACAGAUGUCAAAUUAAAAAAAAUAUAUAGUAAUAUCGGUAUAUAUAACGUUAACCUUGAAAUGAUAAAAGUUUAGAACAUAAAUUCCAAUUUGAUUUUUAUUGAACUAUUUAAACACCUCGUGAAAA